GCCAGGGCUCACAAGACUCCCCCCUCCCACUUCUUCCUGGAGCUCUGCAAGGCAGAAAAGCGGCUCUGCAUCUUCCCUGGGGAUCUGGUCCUUGGGAUCUGGUGGAUCGAGGGCAAAGGAGGGUUCUUGUGUGAGAGAUCCCUAGGACUCUACCAUGGUGGUCCUACAUUAUUACCAGCGGCCAAGUGAGGCAGAAAGUGGCCUCAGCAGCCUUCUUCGUUCAGCCCAAGCUGCUUUGGGAAGUGGCGUCCGAGCGGUACAGAAGGAAUUGUGUUUCAAUGUCAACUGGACAGGGAGCACACCUCCAAAUGUCCAAGAGACAGAGAUGCUGCAGUGGGUCUUUGGCUGCCCCUUUGAACAUGGCGACAUUGCAAACGAAUCCUUUCUCAGUCCAUCCCCUUCCGAUUUACUGGUAGAGAUUGGUCCCCGGCUGAACUUCUCUACAGCAGUUUCUACUAAUGCAGUAUCAGUGUGCAGGGCAGCUGGACUAGAAAAGAUUGACCGCAUUGAGUGUUCCCGUCGCUACCUCUUCAAGUGUGACCAGUGUCCAAAAUCAUCCCAGGAGGCCACCUUAGUAUCUUCUCUCUAUGACCGGAUGACUGAACAGUGUUACCCAGAACCCAUCAAUAGCUUUGCUGUAGCAAUCCAUCCUGAACCUGUGUUCCAUGUUGAUAUUCUUGGAGAAGGGAGAGCUGCCUUAGUCAAGGCCAACAACCAGCUGGGUCUGGCCUUUGAUUCUUGGGACCUGGAUUUUUACACUGCUCUUUUCCAGAAACUUGGCAGAAAUCCCACCAGCGUGGAAUGCUUCGAUCUGGCUCAGUCAAACAGUGAACAUAGCCGACAUUGGUUCUUCAAGGGACGGCUCCUGGUGAAUGGCCAGGAGUUAAAGGAGUCACUCUUUGAAUCCAUCAUGAAGACCCAGGAACACAGCAACCCCAACAAUGUUAUCAAGUUUUGUGACAACAGCAGUGCAAUCCAGGGCAGGGAAGUCCUUUCACUGUGGCCUAGCGAUCCCUCCCGCGCCAGCCCCUUUGAGAAGCGUACCUCCACCCGACAUGUCAUUUUCACAGCCGAGACCCACAACUUCCCCACUGGGGUUGCCCCCUUCAGCGGUGCCACCACAGGGACAGGUGGACGGAUUCGGGAUGUGCAAUGUGCAGGCCGUGGGGCUCACGUCAUUGCUGGCACGGCUGGGUACAGUUUUGGCAAUCUCCACAUCCCAGGAUACUCAUUACCAUGGGAAGAUUCGUCCUUCCCUUAUCCUGGCAACUUUGCCCGGCCUGUGGAGGUGGCCAUUGGAGCUAGUGAUGGUGCUUCAGAUUAUGGCAACAAAUUUGGAGAACCUGUGUUGGCAGGCUUUGCUCGCUCUUUUGGGAUGCGCCUAGCAGAUGGCGAGAGGCAUGAGUGGAUCAAGCCCAUCAUGUUCAGUGGUGGCAUCGGGGCAAUGGAGGAUUUGCAUGUGCGCAAGGAAGUCCCACAACCUGGUAUGGAUGUAGUAAAGGUUGGAGGCCCUGUUUAUCGAAUUGGUGUUGGCGGGGGAGCUGCUUCUUCCAUCCAGGUACAAGGUGAUAAUGCUAGUGAGCUAGACUUUGGAGCAGUACAGCGUGGCGAUGCUGAGAUGGAGCAAAAGAUGAACCGGGUCUUGCGAGGCUGUGUGGAGAGUGGAGAGGACAAUCCCAUCUGCAGCUUGCAUGAUCAGGGUGCUGGAGGCAACGGGAAUGUUCUGAAGGAGCUGAGUGAACCAGCCGGAGCUGUGAUCUAUGCAAGCCGCUUCCAGCUAGGAGAUCCCACGCUGAGUGUUCUGGAGAUCUGGGGGGCUGAGUACCAGGAAUCGAAUGCCCUCUUGCUACGUCCUCGCCAUACGGAUUUCCUCCACCGACUGGCCCGUCGCGAACGGUGCCCUGUUGACUUUGUGGGCAGGAUUACAGGCGAUGGACGGAUUGUGCUGGUUGAUGACACCAAGCUUCCCGUGAGUGAGACCGAGGUGGCAAAGGGGCAUGUGGGUGAACGAUCCACACCUGUGAACUUAAAGCUGGAAUGGGUUCUGGGCAAGAUGCCACGCAAGGAAUUUGUUUUGAAUCAUGUGAACCGAGCCCUCCGGCCUCUGGAUCUUCCCCAUGACCUGAGUGUGGUGGAUGCCCUUCAGCGUGUGCUGAGGCUGCCAGCUGUGGCAAGUAAACGAUACCUGACCAAUAAGGUUGAUCGUUCAGUGACGGGGCUGGUGGCACAGCAGCAAUGUGUGGGUCCCCUCCACACCCCAUUGGCAGAUGUUGCCGUGGUGGCACUCUCCCCCUUUGAGACAGUUGGAGGAGCCACAGCCAUCGGGGAGCAACCUAUCAAAGGCCUCAUUGACCCUGCUGCUGGUGCUCGAAUGGCAGUGGCAGAAUCCCUCACAAACCUGGUGUUUGCUCGUGUCAGUGACCUUAAGGACGUCAAAUGCAGUGGGAAUUGGAUGUGGGCGGCCAAGUUGCCUGGGGAAGGAGCAGCCUUGGCUGAGGCCUGCAGAGCCAUGUGCUCCGUGAUGGGUGAACUGGGAGUGGCUGUGGACGGAGGCAAGGAUUCUCUCAGCAUGGCAGCUCGUGUUGGCACAGAAACCGUUAAAGCACCUGGGACUCUUGUCAUCUCGGCUUAUGCUGUCUGUCCAGAUAUCACUGCCACAGUCACUCCUGACUUGAAAUGUCCAGAUGGGAAAGGGGCUCUGCUUCAUGUGGCCAUCAGUCCUGACCAACAUCGCCUUGGGGGCAGUGCUUUGGCCCAGUGCUUCUCUCAGUUGGGGCAUCUUUCACCAGAUUUGGACAACCCCAGGACUCUUGUCUCCUGUUUCCAAGUCACCCAGCGUCUGCUCCAAGACGCAAUGAUUUCCUCUGGGCAUGACGUGAGUGAUGGGGGCCUCCUGACUUGUAUGCUAGAGAUGGCUUUUGCUGGGAACUGUGGUGCUCAGAUAGAGCUGGCUGCUCCUGGAAUCAGAGCCCUGGAUGUGCUUUUUGCUGAGGAACUUGGGCUGGUCCUGGAGGUCCCUCGUUCAGCAGCAGCUGAAGUCUGCCAGCGCUACCGUGAAGCUGGUGUGCGGUGUGUUCCUGUUGGAUAUUCAGGUCCAAGGGGACCCAAUGCUACUGUCCGGGUUACUUUGAAUGGCCAGGAAGUGCUGGUGGAGAAAGUGGCAACUUUGAGAGGCUGGUGGGAGGCCACCAGCUUCCAACUGGAGAGGCUGCAAGCCAACCCAGACUGCGUGGCCCAAGAAGAGACGGGGCUGACCAAGCGCACAGAACCCAGCUUUACCAUGACCUUCAACCCUCAGGAAGAGCUUCCUCUACUACAAGAGAUGGCCCUGCCUGCCCCCCGAGUUGCCAUUCUUCGCGAGGAAGGAAGUAAUGGGGACCGGGAAAUGGUGGCUGCAUUCCUCAUGGCUGGUUUCCAGGUUUGGGACCUCACAAUGGAAGACUUGUGCUCUGGCGAGAUGACACUGGAUUCCUUCCGGGGCUUGGUGUUCGUUGGAGGCUUCAGCUAUGCAGAUGUGUUAGGCUCUGCCAAAGGUUGGGCAGCGUCAGUGACCUUUAACCCCCGGGCCCAGGCUCAGUUCCAGGCAUUCCACCGACGCAAAGAUACUUUCAGCUUGGGCGUGUGUAAUGGCUGCCAGUUGAUGGCAUUGCUUGGCUGGGUGGGAAUGGACAACACAAAUGCCGAGGAUGUAGGUGGCACCAUCCAGCCAGGGUUGCUGUUGAGUCCUAACAAUUCUGGGCGUUUUGAGUCGCGUUUUGUGAGCCUGGGCAUUGAGGAGAGUCCAGCGCUGAUGUUGCAGGGAAUGGCUGGUUCCACCCUGGGCAUCUGGGUGGCACAUGGUGAAGGUCGAAUGCGCUUCCGCUCCUCUGAAGUCCUGGCUAAGGUGCGCUCUGCUCGCUUGAUCCCGCUACGCUAUGUGGAUGACCAGGGGCUGCCGACUGAAGAAUAUCCUCUCAAUCCCAAUGGCUCCCCUCUGGGCAUUGCAGGCAUUUGUUCUCCUGAUGGCCGCCACUUGGCAAUGAUGCCUCACCCAGAGCGUUGUGUCUUGCCUUGGCAGUGGCCAUGGAUGCCCACCUCCUGGCGCCAGUCCAUGAAGGUCUCACCAUGGCUUCGCAUGUUCCAGAAUGCUUGCGAGUGGUGUCUGCGUUAUCCUCAGGGCCAGCCAUGACCUGAUUUUCCUCAGUUGGGUUUUGUCUUUUUAAUGUGACUUUUUAGGCCUACUGACAAACUGCUCUUUGUCACUAAUCAGAAGCUGGACUAGAUGAGAUAAAACUUAACAGUCUCUUCCAAGGUGCUGCUAUCUUUAUCCAUAGGCUGGGCUCCUCACCCUUUCAAUGCUUUCUCCCACAUUAUGGAACUUGAGAGGGAGUCAUGGAAAAAUUGGUGUGCAGUUCCUCUGCUGAACACUGGAGGUCGACAUUGUGCAACAAGGAGUGAGUGGUUUAAUUGCAGACCAAUGCAGUUUUCAAAGUGCCAAUAAAUGCAAAUUACUUUUA
Messenger RNA from Sceloporus undulatus (fence lizard), 4496 nucleotides. It is a transcript of the gene PFAS, whose product is annotated as phosphoribosylformylglycinamidine synthase. Lineage: Eukaryota; Metazoa; Chordata; Lepidosauria; Squamata; Phrynosomatidae. The transcript has 29 exons. Gene Ontology annotation, biological process: 'de novo' IMP biosynthetic process. Gene Ontology annotation, molecular function: phosphoribosylformylglycinamidine synthase activity. Bases 155 to 4168 code for a protein of 1337 amino acids. The record is from RefSeq and is a predicted model, not a curated record.